Molecule: messenger RNA, 922 nt
Organism: Ananas comosus (pineapple)
Lineage: Eukaryota; Viridiplantae; Streptophyta; Magnoliopsida; Poales; Bromeliaceae
Product: putative cytochrome c oxidase subunit 5b-like
Exons: 6
Coding region: 162-644 (160 amino acids)
Biological process (GO): mitochondrial electron transport, cytochrome c to oxygen
Cellular component (GO): mitochondrial envelope
Source: RefSeq, a predicted model, not a curated record
UUUUCCCUUCCGUGUGGCAUUUCGGGGUACACGCGCGCACGCUCCUCCGAUGCGACGGAGAGCCGCCUAUAAACAAACUCUCACGGGGUUCGGGAUCUAGAAGCUGCUGUUGUGCGCCGUUGCCGAAAACAAUUAGAAACCGCGGAGAGGAAACGGCAACGAUGUGGAGGAGGGUGAGUACUCAGCUUCGACCGCUUCUCCCAUGGCGAUCUCGCCUCAACACGGGGGCCUCCUCCGCGCCCCGCUCCUCGCCGUUGCAGAGGACGGCUCCGCUCUUCUUCUCCACUCUCGAUAGUGCGACGCCGAAGAAGAGAGUGGAGGACGUGAUGCCGAUCGCGACGGGGCUCGAGCGGGAGGAGAUCGAGGCCGAGCUCCAGGGGAGGAAGCGGUUUGAUAUGGACGCUCCGGUCGGCCCAUUCGGCUCGAAGGAAGCACCUGCUGUCAUUCAGUCCUACUACGAUAAAAGGAUAGUUGGUUGCCCCGGUGGUGAAGGCGAGGAUGAACAUGAUGUUGUAUGGUUUUGGCUGGAGAGAGGAAAGCCACAUGAAUGCCCUGUUUGCUCACAGUAUUUUGUGCUUGAGGUGAUAGGUGCAGGUGGGCCUCCUGAUGGCCACGGUGAAGAUGACGACCAUCAUCAUCAUUAAGAUUUAGAAAUUUAUGCAGGUAAGUAUAUGAAUGGUGAGAGGGAGCGUCCCUCGGAUACUCUUUAGCUUCGGAUUACUUGUCUGCUCCAUCUGUUGAAUUUUGUUAUCUGAGUGGAUGGUGUUUUUGUUUCUUGCUUACAUGCCAUAAGGCACCUCUUUAAUUUUGGGUUCUUCCAACUGUUCGAAUGAAUCGGUUAAUAAUUCGUAACCUCAGUAAACAUUGUAUUCUUUCUACUUUCAAAUCAUAAUGAGGUAGGUUUGCGUGGUGUUGUGAUUAA